GAUUUAGUUAGCGAAUCUUAUUUUUGGAUAUUCCGUAUUAUGUUAUCUCAAAACCUUUUUUUUCCCCAUGUUUUAAAUCUUUUUUCCCAACAUUACGGACGAAUUUCGAUCCAAAAUUCCAAACUAGCGGAAACUUCAUUCUUCAACUUUGAGUGUAACAAACGAUAAAAAAAAAAGUCCUCACUCUCACACACACUAUAUUCUUCUUCCCUCAGAUCCCCAAAUUCUUUAUCUGAAAACCUUUCAAUUCCAAGCUUUAUAGCCAUUGGUAAAAGAGCUCUCAACUCAAGCAUUCAAUCUUGGAUCAAAGUCUCCUUCUUGCGCUUCAUCAGCUAAGGGUAAUCCACAACAACUGUAAAUUUAGUUCAGUAAUAAAUGCCAACAUGCUUACAUCCUUUAUUUUGAUUCAUCAUUGCUUUACUUAGUUUGUUGUUGCAUGACUCAUAUAUUUUGCGGUGCCUUGCUUAAAUUGACAUUCUUUUUUAGAAGAAAAAUCGAAGAAGAGAUCAAUUUAAUGUCGUGUGUAUAUUAGUUAAUAAUGCCUCAUCAAAGGGGAUCAAAUAAAAAUUUGAUCUUUUUUACCGCAUAAUUUCUUUGCAUAUCCAUCUGCCAGUAGGAUACUAUCUUCUCGGCUCACCCAUUUGUAAUCUAAUUCUUAUUCAGCAGACCUCAUUAUUGGAUACCCUUUUCCCCAUUUUCUAUCUGAUUUAGUGCAAAGCCCCAGAUCAUUUACUCUAGUACCCUCAUUGGAUAUUACAGCCCUCCACCACACUCAUCAUUUGAAGCUUCCCGUAGAAAGGAGCAAAGCAUUUUAAUUGAUUAGUGGUUGAUUUAUAAUGGCUGGAUUGAAGCCUGGUGUAAUCGCUCUUUUUGAUGUCGAUGGCACACUCACCGCUCCACGGAAGGGGGCUACACCUGAAAUGUUAGAAUUCAUGCAGAAAUUGAGGAAGGUUGUUACUGUUGGUGUGGUCGGGGGUUCUGACCUUGUUAAGAUUUCAGAACAGCUUGGAAGUACUGUUAUUAAUGACUAUGAUUAUGUUUUCUCUGAAAACGGUCUUGUAGCCCAUAAGGCUGGAAAGCUAAUUGGAAAAGAGAGUUUGAAGACAUUUCUUGGUGAAGAGAAACUCAAGGAAUUUAUUAAUUUCACGCUACAUUAUAUUGCUGAUUUGGACAUUCCAAUAAAAAGGGGAACAUUUAUCGAGUUCCGUAGUGGAAUGCUUAACGUGUCACCAAUCGGGAGGAAUUGCAGUCAGGAAGAACGAGAUGAGUUUGAGAAGUAUGAUAAGGUACUAUUCUGUUGUUCUUACCUGGCAGAACAUGAGUUUCUGAUACACUUUUGUUUCGUAUUAUUGGAACUAAACUUGGGACAAUACAUCUAGAUUCACAACAUCCGUCCGAAGAUGGUUUCAGUGCUAAAAGAGAGGUUUGCGCAUUUUAACCUCACUUUUUCAAUCGGUGGACAAAUCAGCUUUGAUGUUUUCCCUCAAGGCUGGGAUAAGACAUACUGUUUGAGAUACCUUGAGGAGUUUACAGAGAUCCACUUCUUUGGAGACAAGACAUACAAGGUUGAUUCAUAAUAACUACUCAUUACCUUCCCUCUAAUCUUUCUUUUUGGAUUACUUGUCCAACUUCAAUUGUGCUGCUUCCCUCUUCUGCAACAAGGAAGUCAAAAACAAAAAGGAUCUUGCAGGACCAAACUAAUAGCUUCUUGUUUCUUGAACAGGGAGGAAAUGACUAUGAGAUCUAUGAAUCUGAGAGAACCGUAGGACACACAGGUCUGUUUUGCUGGUUCAACCUUUUCUCCCGCUAUCUGAAUAUUGCUUGCUUUUAGACUUCUGUUUUUCUUCAAUGCUGUAGGAGUUUUCCUUUUAGGCUGACUAGAAUGCUUAAUGUUGACAAAGUAUAUAAUGAAUCAUCCCUGCAUUCUUACACACAUUGCAUAGUACAUGUAAUGACACACAUUUUUCUUAUUUUUAAGAGUUGAGCCAAACGUUGCGGAAAAAUACAAUAGAUUCAUGGUUCAUGUUAAUGAUGAAUGUACAUACCUCUCUUACAGUCAUUUUACCAUUUGUUUAUGUUUCGAGCUAACUAAGUGUUAUCAUCAGUGACGAGUCCGACAGACACCUUGAAUCAAUGCACAACUCUGUUCCUGGCGAAGGGGAAUGCGGAUAGCUGAGCAUGUACAGAGAUCCUCCUGACUGUAUGCUGUAUUUGCUGUAUUUCCAUUCUUAUGCGUGUUGAAAGCUGUAAAAUUUUGCCAUUUUUACCCAUUAAGAUCACUAGUGAGGUCUUGUUGAUCCAUGUUGUAAGACCUCGGAAAUAACAAACUGUAUGACGAUUUUCAUCCCAAAAUGGAACCGUAAGAAUUUUGCCAUUUUUUCGGCUCGUAAAUUGCGUACUUGAAACGUCUCUUGAUUACACACUUUCAUAAAAACGAUUAAAAUGCCUUUUGGUACAAAUCGUACCACAAGAAUUUAGGAAGGCAAAAUAUUUUCUAUACCAUAGAAAAAUUAUUGGAUACAGUUGCUAAAUCUUGAUUUUUAGUGCGACAAGUACUAGCACCUCCUAUUUUGGUGAUAUA
This is a messenger RNA of Oldenlandia corymbosa var. corymbosa, 2581 nucleotides long. Lineage: Eukaryota; Viridiplantae; Streptophyta; Magnoliopsida; Gentianales; Rubiaceae. The record is from the annotation of a GenBank genome assembly.